Zootermopsis nevadensis is the source of this 3717-nucleotide messenger RNA. RefSeq names its product ALG6/ALG8 family glucosyltransferase xit (gene xit). Gene Ontology annotation, cellular component: endoplasmic reticulum membrane. The record is from RefSeq and is a predicted model, not a curated record. Lineage: Eukaryota; Metazoa; Arthropoda; Insecta; Blattodea; Termopsidae. Gene Ontology annotation, molecular function: dolichyl pyrophosphate Glc1Man9GlcNAc2 alpha-1,3-glucosyltransferase activity. Gene Ontology annotation, biological process: dolichol-linked oligosaccharide biosynthetic process; protein N-linked glycosylation.
UUUUACAAACUGACUUGGAUACAGUAGUUUUUGUAGUUCCUUCUAAAUUAACUGUGUUUAGAAAUGUUUUUCAACAAGAAUAAUCGCUUACGACAACGACAAAUUUGAUCGGCUGCCCAACCUGUAGUGGGGGUACCCAAACUGUAGACUUCGAAUGCCGUCGUUUUAUUUGUAUGAACGUGGUGCAGAUUCAUUGUCACUGUUUUCAGUUGUGCUUUGCGAUGCACCAUUAGAAAUUAAAUAAAUAAUGGGUAUUGUAAUUGAAUGGGACACAUUAGCUUUUGGUCUGUGCUGUCGAUAUAAAUUUGUUUGGUGGGGAUUUUACAUAAAUACCACAUAGAAAAAAACAAUCUCUGUUAAAAGUCAGGAAGGAUGAUGGCCCGAAAGUAAACACAAAUAAAGUUAGCUAUGUGCAUUAGAAUGAAAUGCAAAAUCAUAAUAUAAUGAUAGUCAUUCGACAGAUUUUGAGGUACAUCGGAACUGGUUGGCCAUUACCCAUAGCCUGCCCAUAAGCGAAUGGUACCAGGAAGCAACAUCAGAAUGGACAUUGGAUUAUCCUCCUUUGUUUGCGUGGUUUGAGUUUAUUUUGUCUUAUUUUGCAAAAUAUUUUGAUGCUGAGAUGUUACAAGUGAAAAACCUGAACUAUGCAUCUUCAGGAACAAUUCUGUUCCAGAGAUUAUCAGUGAUUGUCACAGAUUUUGUGUUUGCUUAUGGAACUCGAGAGCUAUGUAGCUAUUUGAGUAGCAGUGGAAUACGAAAAAGCAGCAAAUGGGGAUCUCGCUGGGGGUCACCAGCUGCGAUCUUACAGAUACUUCUCUUAGGCAAUGCUGGUCUGCUGUUGGUUGACCAUAUCCAUUUUCAAUAUAAUGGUUUUCUACUGGGUCUUCUCUUGAUUUCUGUGGCUAGGGUCCUACAGGGUAAAUGCUUGAUGGCAUCAUUCUGGUUUGCAGUUCUUCUGAACUUGAAACAUAUUUUUAUAUAUGUGGCUCCAGCAUAUUUUGUCUAUCUUCUGCGUAGCUACUGCUUCCUUGGAGCACAGUCUAGCAGCUUGGUUCAGUGGAGAUCAUUUUCUCCAGCUCGAUUUGCCAAGCUUGGUUUAGUGGUGGCAUAUGUUUUCCUAGUCUCUUUUGGACCUUUCAUUGUUUUGAACCAACUACCUCAGGUGUUUUCAAGACUGUUCCCAUUUAAGCGAGGCCUCUGCCAUGCCUAUUGGGCACCAAACAUCUGGGCUCUCUAUAACAUUGCUGAUAAAAUGGCCAUUAUUGCAGGCAGGCAACUUGGAAUUACCAGUAAUGUGUCUGCUGCUGUCAUGACUGGUGGACUUGUUCAGGAAUACAAUCAUGUUUUUCUACCAGAAAUUACACCCAGAACUACUUUUUUGUGUACACUUCUCUCAGUUCUGCCAGCCCUGGUGAAGCUAUGGUGUUGCCCUGGAAACCCAUACCAUUUUGUGCGCUGCAUAGUUCUGUGUGCCUGUGGAUCUUUCAUGUUUGGCUGGCACGUGCAUGAAAAGGCUAUUCUUCUGAUCAUCAUUCCAUUAAGUUUCAUGGCUGUUAUAUGGAAGAAAGAAGCUCAGAUGUAUGUGUUCCUGGCUACAGUGGGGCAUUAUUCCCUGUUUCCUUUAUUGUUCACAGCAUUUGAACUUCCUAUCAAGGUGCUUCUGUUAGUCCUCCAUUCUUCAUAUGCUUUCUUUAACUUAGCCAGUUUAUUUGAUAUGAAGAAGUGUUCAUUAUGUCUUCCCCUUCUCAGUGGACUUGAAUCAGUUUAUAUUUUAGGACUUGUUCCUCUUUUUGUGUUUGAAAAUGUGAUACUUCCAUUAUUAGGGUUGAACACAAGACUGCCCUUCUUACCUCUUAUGCUUACGUCUGUGUACUGUGCUGUGGGUGUCUUGUACUUUUGGCUGAAGUAUUACUGGCAUUUCCUUACCACUAGUGAGGUAAAUCAUAAGCGAAAAGCACAUUAAUGUUACUACAGUUAUAGAAGCAUUGUAAAACAUUAAGAAAGGCUGUGCCAUACAUGUGCCGCAAAACUUAUUUUGAGAAAUCUCAUUGCUGUAUCUUGGGGGCAUGGUAGUUUGACCUUUUACUUUUAUCCUAGGGUCUUAAAACAGCUUCCAAGAUACAGUGUUAUGUCUGAGCUAACUUGACUUCUACUGCCAUCACCUGAUGCCACUGUACAGCAUCUCCUGUAAUGUAGGUAGUUAAAAUCUACUUUUGAUAUUGCUGCAGCUGACUGACUAGGAAAGUCAACAACCAGCAGUGUUCAAGUGUUCAUACAUAAGAGAAUGGCCAUGCCCCGGUAUAGCUGCCUAUACUUCUUAUAAUAUACUAUGAAGGUGUAAAGUGUCAUGAAAUGAUUUCUUUUGCAGAUUAGUUAAAUUUAUUUUAUUUUUUUUAACUUUGGCAUUUGGAUGAGGUCCAAAGUUAUACAUUGAACUCCAACCGCAAAAAUUUACAAAGCAGAAUUGCAUUUGUUUUGGUUGCUUAAGCAUGGUCUUAAAUGAAGAUUUUUCUUUAUAUUACAUUUUUAUUAAAAUAUUUUGUAUUCGUUCUAUAAGUUCAUAUAAGUUUGUCUGUGGUUAAACCAUUUUAGAAUGGACAGAAGGUUGGUUAAAAUUGAUAUGUGAAGAAACACUGUACUGUUGUCAUUAUGUUUUGAAGAGACUUGGCUUCAGAUCCUCAUAAGAUGCUUAACUACUAUCGCAGUCUAAACUGAUAUCUGAUGAUGUUUCUCUCAGUGUCUUUAGACACUGGUAAAUUUAGUAACAUUUUGGUGAAAUUCCUUUUGUAGAACAGAAAAGUAAUUUUAUGGACUUUAAAUGUAGUAUAUAUACGACAGAUUGGACCAAAGUUAAUGUUGUUAUGUGUGUUUUAUUGUAAUAAAAUGUACGUGAAAUUAUCAUCUGAUUUUAAGUUGUACUUUAUUGCCUGUGUCUUUAAUUACACAAAUUAUUAGAUUUAUAGACAUAAUGGUGUUAAGAUUGUGAUGAAUAUUGAGUUGUGUGUACCAUAAUACAGUGUUUGUAAUAACCUCUUUUGAGCUGUUUGUAUCUGUCCAGGCAAAUGCAGAGACGAAAAAAUCAAAAGAAGCUUGGCAGUGAUAACCAAUCUCCAGGAUUGAAUCAUGAUGUGAGAAAGUUAUUUAUUCAUCUAAAGUCUGUGCUUUAUGUGUACAAUAUGCAAGAAUUAACUGUGAUAAUACAAUUUUUAUAGAACACUGCACCAAAACUGAUAAAGUUUAAUUUUGUUAUGAUAGCAAAGAAGCAGCCAUUUUUUUAGUUAUUUACAGUUAUCUUUUUAAAGAUAAAAUAAAUUGUAUGCAUUUUGUGUUGUACAACAGUUCUGACAGAAUCAUUCUACAUUUGUCUAUCUUUUUAUUUUGUAAGCAACAGCUAUUUUAGAGAGAAAGAUGCAAUACACUGUUGUGGCAAGGGCAUUUAGGCAACAGUUUCAAGUUCUUUAGACAAAAAGUCAACCUUUGAAACAUCAAGGGCAACAUACUGUUUUUAGAUAAGAGAAAAACAAAAAUCAGUAUAAUAAGUAGUAGUGUAACUUUGGAUAAAUUAUAUAAUAAAAAAUGUUAAAUUUUAUUUAAAAUUAUUUUUGUUAAUUUUUUACAUGGAUAAAAGGUGGUUUGAUAUACAUUUUUUGUGUACUGCCAGAAAAUAAUUUGUAUGUAUAUGUGUCCAAAUUGUUUAUUAAAUAGAAUUGUAAAGUG